Fukomys damarensis (Damara mole-rat) is the source of this 824-nucleotide messenger RNA. It is a transcript of the gene Ran, whose product is annotated as RAN, member RAS oncogene family. Gene Ontology annotation, cellular component: cytoplasm; nucleus. The transcript is spliced from 4 exons. Gene Ontology annotation, molecular function: GTPase activity; GTP binding. NCBI's taxonomy places the organism in Eukaryota, Metazoa, Chordata, Mammalia, Rodentia, Bathyergidae. The record is from RefSeq and is a predicted model, not a curated record. Gene Ontology annotation, biological process: ribosomal subunit export from nucleus; protein import into nucleus. The coding region runs from base 101 to 487 and encodes 128 amino acids.
CCGGGGCCCCAUCAAGUUCAACGUGUGGGACACAGCCGGCCAGGAGAAGUUCGGCGGGCUGCGCGACGGCUACUACAUCCAGGCUCAGUGUGCUAUUAUCAUGUUUGACGUGACGUCCAGAGUUACCUACAAGAACGUGCCUAACUGGCAUAGAGAUCUGGUGCGAGUGUGCGAGAACAUCCCCAUCGUGUUGUGUGGCAACAAAGUGGACAUUAAGGACAGGAAGGUGAAGGCAAAAUCGAUUGUCUUUCACCGAAAGAAGAAUCUUCAGUACUACGAUAUUUCUGCCAAAAGUAACUACAACUUUGAGAAGCCUUUCCUCUGGCUUGCCAGGAAGCUCAUCGGAGACCCGAACUUGGAGUUCGUUGCCAUGCCCGCUCUUGCCCCUCCAGAGGUCGUCAUGGACCCAGCCCUGGCAGCGCAGUAUGAGCACGAUUUAGAGGUUGCUCAGACCACUGCUCUCCCGGAUGAGGACGACGACCUGUGAGGAAUGAAGCGGCCCGCGUCAGAAGUCUAGUUUUAUAGGCCACUGUCCUGUGAUGUCAGCGGUGCCGCGUGUGUGCCACUUUGUUACCUAGCUAAGCAGACGUGUGCUUCAUCUUUGGGAUGCUGAAGGAGACGAAUGGGUUUCGGAGUGAAUGUGGCAGUUAAAUCUUCAUUUUUUUGGACCUGCAUAUUUAGCUGUUUGGAACGCAGUUGUUUUCCUUCUUGAGUUUCAAAUAUAAGACUGCUACAGUCACAUCACAAUAUUUGGUGGUGAAAUCUUGUUACUGUCAUUCCCAUUCCUUUUCGUUUAGAAUCAGAAUAAAGUUGUAUUUCAAAUA